Molecule: messenger RNA, 1215 nt
Organism: Aspergillus pseudoviridinutans
Lineage: Eukaryota; Fungi; Ascomycota; Eurotiomycetes; Eurotiales; Aspergillaceae
Exons: 5
Coding region: 1-1215 (404 amino acids)
Biological process (GO): glucan catabolic process
Cellular component (GO): extracellular region
Molecular function (GO): hydrolase activity, hydrolyzing O-glycosyl compounds; cellulose binding
Source: RefSeq, a predicted model, not a curated record
AUGAAGUUUGCACAGUUCUUCACCGCUGUCAGCACAGCAGGCCUUGCUCUUGCCGCGCCGGGCCCCAAGUCCAAAACCAAGAGAACCUCAGCCUUCCAAUGGUUUGGCUCCAGUGAGUCCGGAGCAGAGUUUGGGAGUGGUAACAUUCCUGGCGUGCUGGGUACAGAUUAUAUCUGGCCCAACACGACUGCCAUUGGUAUCUUGAGGAAAGCAGGGAUGAAUAUCUUCCGUGUGCCAUUUCUCAUGGAGCGUCUCGUUCCCAACAGCAUGACCGGAACCGCUGAUGCGACGUACAUGGCUGAUCUGGUUUCGACCAUCAACUACAUCACGUCCACCGGUGCCCACGCCAUCGUCGACCCGCAUAACUAUGGCCGAUACUACGGCAACAUUAUCAACUCAACCAGCGACUUUGCCGCCUUCUGGACCACCGUCGCCAAGCAAUUCAAGGACAACAGCCUCGUCAUCUUCGACACCAACAACGAGUUCAACACCGAAGACCAAACCAACGUCUUAAACCUCAACCAAGCCGCCAUCAACGCCAUCCGCGCCGCAGGCGCCACAUCCCAAUACAUCUUCGUGGAAGGCAACUCCUGGUCCGGCGCCUGGACCUGGGAAUCCGUCAACGACAACCUGAAAGCCCUCACCGACCCCGUCGCCGGCAAACUCAUCUACGAAAUGCACCAGUACCUCGACAGCGACGGCUCGGGAACCUCGUCCACAUGCGUCUCCUCGACAAUCGGGCAGGAACGCAUCGCGUCCGCGACGUCCUGGCUCAUCGCUAACGGCAAGAAAGCGUUUCUGGGGGAGUUUGCCGGCGGCGCGAAUAGCGUUUGUGCCAGUGCUGUGACCGGGAUGCUGGAUUAUAUGGAGGCAAAUGCGAAUGUCUGGCUUGGGGCGGAGUGGUGGGCUGCUGGGCCUUGGUGGGGGACUUAUAUCUAUAGUAUGGAGCCGCCGAGUGGGCCGGCGUAUGAGUAUUAUCUGUCGAUUCUGUCGCCCUAUUUCCCGGGUGGGAGUUAUACGGCAACGUCGACGGGGACGGGGACGGCCACUGCUACAGCUACUAGCACGAGCACGACGACAGCGGUCACGGCGACGUCGACUGCUGCAGCGCAGCAUUGGGGACAAUGUGGUGGUCAGGGCUGGACGGGGCCGACGACCUGUGUGUCGCCGUAUACGUGCCAGGUGCAGAACGCCUAUUAUUCACAGUGUCUGUAG